UACAAGGUAUCUCCUUUCUCAGACUCUUAAAUUGUUUCGAUGCUCUUCGACCUCUCCAAUCUCCUUCGACAUCAUGACAUUUUCCAAGGUCUGCAGCUGUUGGAAGCUGCUCUACCAGUGGACUUCGUCUUGGGGGAAGAAGAACGCGGAGUCAGAUGGCAGUCAGCCCCCGGCCCCUGACGAGACCUCGCACGCCAGGAAGCCCUCGGUGGUCUACACCUGCGGACCUUGCGGUGGCGCCGGCGGGAGCGAGAGGAACAUGGGUGCAGAUCCCGCCACUCGCAUCCUAAAGGUGAUGGUUCGCCAUGGGCUUGCCGUGGACGCCAUUAGAAUUCUGUACCGGCGCGACGGCCGCGACGAGUGGACCGACUGGUGGGGGGGAAGAGGAGGGCAACUUUCCGAGGUCGUUCUGGAUGAUGAACGCGAUGAAUACUUGGCAUGCCUAAGUGGUCGAUAUGGCAUUUGCGGCGGCUACCUGGUGAUAAAGUCGCUGACUUUUGCCACCAACAAGAGGACGUAUGGGCCGUUCGGGGUGGAAGAUGGUGCUCCUUUCAAGUUGGAUGCAGGAGGUCAAAGGAUCGUGGGGUUCUUCGCCCGCGCUGGCCAAUUCCUCGACGCCAUCGGGUGCGCCUCAACCUCUCCGAUCUCCUUCAACGUCAUGGCAUUUUCCAAAGUCUGCAGCUGUUGGAGGCUCCUCUACCAGUGGACCACGUCUUGGGCGAGCAACAACUCGGAGUCAGAUGGCACUCACCACCCUGACAGCGAUGAAACUUCGGACGCCAUGAGGCCCUCGGUCUACGUCUCCGGACCUUGUGGUGGCGCCGGCGGGAGCGAGAGGGACAUGGGUGUAGGUCCCGACACUCGCAUCCUGAAGGUGAUGCUUCGCCAUGGGCUCGCAGUGAACGCCAUUAGAAUUAUGUAUCAUCACGACGGCUGCAACGGGUGGACCGGCUGGUGGGGGGGAACCGGAGGGCAACUCUCCGAGAUCAAUCUGGAUGUCGAUGGCGAUGAAUCCUUGACAUGGAUAAGUGGUCGAUAUGGCUUUUUCCGCGGCGAAAUGGUGAUAAGGUCGCUGACUUUUGGCAGCGACAAGAAGACGUAUGGGCCGUACGGGGUGGAAGAUGGUUUUACUUUCGAUUUGGAUGCAGGAAGUCAAAGGAUCGUGGGGUUCUUCGCCCGCUCAGGCCAAUUCCUCAACGCCAUCGGGGUUUAUACAGCUUAGCGAUCGAUAUAAUUCGUCUCAUAAGAUCGUCUCUGUACGAAAUUAAUUCUAAUAUCUGAUAAUAAAUAAAGGUCUUUAC
This is a messenger RNA of Musa acuminata subsp. malaccensis (wild Malaysian banana), 1301 nucleotides long. RefSeq names its product jacalin-related lectin 19-like. NCBI's taxonomy places the organism in Eukaryota, Viridiplantae, Streptophyta, Magnoliopsida, Zingiberales, Musaceae. Gene Ontology annotation, molecular function: carbohydrate binding. The record is from RefSeq and is a predicted model, not a curated record.